ACAACACCGACCCGAAGGCACCUCUGCAGGGAGAGCCUGGAGAUUGCCUUUCCUGUCGGAGACUCCAAACCAAACAAAUAGAAAAAAAAGAAAAACUAUCCAAGAUGACUGUCACUUACUCCAGUAAAGUAGCAAAUGCGACUUUUUUUGGAUUUCAUAGGUUACUCCUCAAGUGGAGAGGCAGCAUCUACAAACUACUAUACAGGGAAUUUAUUGUUUUUGCUGUACUUUACACAGCAAUAAGUUUUAUGUACAGAUUGUUACUUACAGGAGCCCAAAAACGUUACUUUGAAAAAUUAUCAAUUUACUGUGACAGAUAUGCUGAACAAAUUCCAGUAACCUUUGUGCUUGGGUUUUAUGUUACUCUGGUGGUGAACCGAUGGUGGAACCAGUUUGUGAAUCUGCCCUGGCCAGACAGGCUGAUGUUUCUCAUCUCCAGCAGUGUUCAUGGAAGUGACGAGCAUGGACGCCUGCUCAGGAGGACACUGAUGCGCUAUGUCAACCUCACAUCCCUGCUCAUCUUCCGCUCGGUGAGCACGGCUGUGUACAAAAGGUUUCCGACGAUGGACCAUGUGGUUGAAGCAGGUUUUAUGACAGCAGAUGAAAGAAAAUUAUUUGAACACCUCAGAUCUCCUCAUCUGAAAUACUGGGUUCCAUUCAUCUGGUUUGGAAAUCUUGCAGCUAAAGCCCGGAAGGAAGGCAGAAUCAGAGACAGUGUUGAUCUGCAAUCAUUGAUGACUGAGAUGAACCGAUUUCGCUCCUGGUGCAGCCUCUUAUUUGGUUAUGACUGGGUUGGGAUUCCGCUGGUUUACACCCAGGUUGUCACGCUAGCUGUCUACACCUUCUUCUUUGCGUGCCUGAUUGGACGCCAGUUUUUGGAUCCCACCAAAGGCUACUCAGGGCAUGACUUAGAUCUUUACAUUCCGAUCUUUACUCUCCUACAAUUCUUCUUCUACGCAGGAUGGCUCAAGGUAGCUGAGCAACUUAUCAACCCUUUUGGAGAAGACGAUGAUGAUUUUGAAACUAACUGGUGCAUUGACAGAAAUCUGCAGGUGUCCCUUUUAGCCGUGGAUGAAAUGCACAUGAGCUUACCCAAAAUGAAGAAGGACAUUUACUGGGACGAUUCUGCUGCUCGACCACCGUAUACACUGGCAGCUGCUGACUACUGCAUACCCUCAUUUCUCGGGUCAACAGUCGAAAUGGGACUGUCGGGGUCCGACCUGCCUGGCGAGGACUGGCUAUGGGAUUAUGAGAAGCAUGGCCAUCGCCGCUCCAUGAUUGGAAGAGUCAAGAGGUUCCUGAGCACCCACGAACGCACCUCCAGCCCCAGGAGGAGAAGCUACGGGAGACAGGCCAGCGACAGCUCCACGUUCUUACCCCCGGGGGACCUCAGCCCAGCCAGGGACCUGCUGCAUGUGCCCUCGAGAAGUCCCCACCGUGCCUCAGCCACCUGGAAGCACCCCUGCGCCCCAGAGGGGAGCCCCAAGCUGUACGCCAGCCUGGGAGAGCUGCCCACCCUCCGACAGGCCAGCCUGACUCCACCGUCCAGCGUGAGGGGCUACCCCACCAAAACGCCGCGGGUCCCUGAGGUACUGGUCACAGUAGCCGAAGCGGCAGUGCCCAGGGCAGAGGACGACCACCACGACUCCACUGCCUCUAUCCAGAGCUCUGACUUCACUGGGGUUCAGCCGAGCAGGACUGGGCAGCAGGAGGACCCUGUGGGGUCAGUCCCGUUCCCCUCAGAGAAAGGGGCACCUUCUAGGGACCCCAGUUCCCAGACUGUUCCAGCCAAAGCUGAGAGAAACCUCCUCCAGUUUGCCUCUGAGGAGGACCCUCAUGAGAGUGACAAGUCCCCAAAAAGGUGGAGCCUCCCGAGGUUCGUGGAGUCCAGCCGCACCUCCCUGGCAGGCCUAUGUCCGGAUCCCGUGAGCCCUGAGCCAGUUCCUUUACUUGACACAGAAACAUCCUCAGAGACCGGUGGAAUCAACAUUGCGGCUGGUUCUCGAGUCUCUCCUGAUGUGCUCUAUUUAAUGGAAAACCUGGACACCAAGGAAACGGAUAUCAUAGAGUUUAACCACGAGCAAAGGGAGGAGUCACCCAAAGGAAGGCCAGAAAGUUCUAGGACCUGGCUCUAGCCUAGAUUCUUACUUUCCCAAAAGUUCAAGUAUUAGUUCCAGAACAUACCUGGGGGCUGGUCAAUUUAUUUUUUAAAUGAUCAUACUGUAUAAGCUACUUAAAACUUUGAAGGGCAUUACGAUCCUGACUUUUUGAGACCUGAGAAAAUCAAACACAUUCACGCCACCCACUACAAAGUGACUUUCAUGGAAGUUACGCAGACCACAGUGACGUAUCUUAACCAAAUAAGGAAUCUUAAAUACAGAAAUAUAUAUGCCUUAUAAAUUCAUAGACUGAUAGCUUUGCAAAGGGCUUUACAGAUCAUGGUCCAAUCCCCUAGUUUUGCCAAUAGAGAAACAAAGGAUUCUCUCUUCCCUUUUUUUUUUUUUUCCCUUUCAUCUUUUCUUCCGUUAUAAAGACAGGCAGGUGGCUCAUACGAUGCCUCAAAAGCCCCCCUAAUGCUGAUUUCUUGUUUGAGGCUUUCAAACCAUCUCACUCCACUUUCUAUAACCCUUAUCGUUCCCUAAUUCUUAAGCCUCAUCAGCAUCAGAAAGCUCCACCUCCCUUCAAUUUCCUUUUCGACCUCCGGGACUUCAUUUUUCUCUCUUUCCCCUUUAUUCCCUCAUCCUAUUGUUCUUCUAGUCCCCCUAGUCUUGCUGCUUCUCCAGUGAUUCUCAUCCGUCCCACCUUUCAGGCCGUAACAUUUUCUCCUGCCAACUCUGUUGCUUACUUCUUGCCACAGUUUCAAAAGCACUAGGCAUUGGCAAAGCCUCCUACAGAGCGAUCAAAGUGUCAGUAAAUCCAGCCUGGCUCCUCCCAGCCUCGCGGGAAGGGGCAUGGGAGCUGCUGCGUCCCCCGUGCCCUCUCAGCCGUGGCCGUCUCUCUCUGCGUCCGCUCUUAGGUCUUGAACACCGGAGAAGCCACAAGGGCAUGAGACCUGCAUAACCAAAUGCUAUGGAACCAAAUAACAAGGUUUCAAACUGUUUCACUCAGACUCUUAAAGAAAAAUCCCCAUCGUGUCAUGACAUGGGACCAGUUACUGUGUCUGCCAGGUUGUCUGGGAUGAAGUAGGGUAUUGGAGCUGGGAGGUUAAGGGGGUCCAGGACUGUAUGAUGGGGAUGGGACAUUGACUAACUUCCUCCAAGGAGUUCUUGGGUGGCUGUUUGUUGGGAGCACCCAACUUUAACUGGAAGGCCAUGCUAAUGAGUGCUGCUCUCACUAUUUCUGUCAAAUGAUGAAGCUUGACUACAAACUCAAAAACAAAAUAGCCCUGGGCUUCCCUGGUGGUGCAGUGGCUAGGAGUCCGCCUGCCAAUGCAGGGGACACGGGUUCGAGCCCUGGUCUGGGAAGAUCCCACAUGCCACGGAACAACUAGGUCCGUGCGCUACAACUACUGAGCCUGCGCUCUAGAGCCAGCGCUCCACAACAAGAGAAGCCGCCGCAAUGAGAAGCCAGUGCACCGGAGCAAAGAGUAGCCCCCGCUCACCGCAGCUAGAGAAAAGCCCGGGUGCAGCAACAAAGACCCAGUGCAGCCAAAAAUAAAAUAAAUUAAAAAAAAAAACCAUUCACUUUAUUAAAAAAAAAAAAUAGCCCUAAUUGCUACCACUUAUUGAGUGUUCCCACUAAUCCUCACAGGAAUCCUAUGAAUUGAUAUACUAUUAUCUCUAUUUUACUUUAUUAUUUUUUUAAAGGAGUCUUUUCAUUUCUCAAUGUUAGUUGUUAUUCUUUUAUCCAAAUAAUAUACCUUAGCAGACCAAUGCUUUCUUUAUUAUUAUUAUUAUUUUUUUGGCCGCGCGGCAGGUGGGAUCUUAGUUCCCAGACCAGGAUCGAACCCACACCCCCUGCAGUGGAAGCACAGAGUCUUAACCACUGGACCACCGGGGAAGUCCCCACCUCCAUUUUAAAGAUGAAGAAAACAGAGGCUUUAGAGAAGUCAUUUGACUAAAAUCACAUAGCUAGGAAGUGGCAGGGCUUGGGUUCAAGCCCAGGUUUAUCUGACUCAAGAGCCCACACUCUUGUCCAGUGCACUUCAACACUGUGCUGUGCUCUCUGUAGGGCCCUGAAUCUACCAGCAAUUUGCCCAGAAUUCCAGAGGAUGCCCCAUGGGAGCCAGGCCUAGCCUUGGAGGCCUUUCUGGGUCCUCCCUGCUUAAGUCCACCUGGACCUUAUAUGCAUGUGUACAGGAGGGCAGUGCUCCAACUUGAAGCCUAGCCAUGGUCCUCUUCAUUUUUCUGACAGAUGAAAGUUAGCAGGACCCUCUCCUUCCUUCCCCAGCUCCUCUCAUUAUGCAAUGUUAUAAUGUGCUAUAACAUUAGCACAUUUUUACAAGACAUUGCAUCCAACUGGGCCAUCCCAUCUACAUGACAGCAAUGACAUUUUCUUGAACUAAUUUUUCUCAAAGGACUAAAAUGGAAGAAAUGCUCUACGUUGAUGGUUCUCUAUGUUGAUCAAUAGUGUUAGCACCUGGGAAAGGCACCCAUGUUCCUGAAGCAUUAUAUAUGGACUAUGCAAUCAGGCCCCAAUGCAACGCUGCUAAAACGCAGGAACUCUAACCUUCUCCCAGACUCCUAGCGCUAUUUUCUUGGAUGUUUCAACUUAAAUCUUCUCUUCUCUUUGGCUUUAUCUAUUGCUCAAAUUCAAAUAAGUUUCUACUUAGCUGCUUUUGAAAUAUAAUCAAUUUGUGUUCCUAAAUCCAAAGUGAUAUAUUAUACACAAACAGAAUCAUACAUUUUGUGGAAGGCCAGGAGAGUUCAUUUAUCUCUGCUUCCCUCCAUCCCUUAUGCACCUUUGUCCAAAGAAUUAUUUAAUUUCCUCAAUAUUUCAUCAAAAUUUGAGGUGGCCUCUAUUUCCUCCUUGGACUGAAAACUGAAUAAUGGCUCAUUCAAUGAGCCCAGGUGGUUGAAUUCAGCUAUAAAUUCAAGCCAGCAGUUGCCCAGAUCAGAUGAAGAAAUUCUCUCUUCACUCUUAAAUGAGUUUUUACCCAACACAGACUGAAGGUUGCAAAAACAAAAUGAUUUCUUCUCCUGUGCCUGAUUGUAUUGCCUGCCUAGCCCAUCUUCUCCUGAGCUCUGGAAACUUCGACCCGCUGGAUGAAUGGUCACAACGUCCAGGGGCUUAGUCGUUUGGGCUUAUCCAUUCCAAGAACAGGCUCAGCUCUGCUCUGCAUUAAAAGUAAUCCACAAGCCAGAGGUGCAAUGAGGCCAAGCCCUACUUACUGCAUUCUCCCUCUGUUCUCCAGAGGUGAUGACUCUGCCCUGAUGCCAGGAUCCACAGGUCAGUAAAGAUAAAAGCCCAGGAGCUUUUUCUCUGUCAUCCAAGAAUUUAGGGAUGACUGCCCCCCCAGAACAAAGAAGACUACUCUCUCCCCUCUUUAAUGGUACCGUCUAUUUCUUGGGGCAUUGCCUCCACAGCUCCAGGCAUCCACUGCAGCCCAGUUCAGCUAAGCUUUGGAAAAUGUAUUUUCAAUAGAAUGGAGAAAUAUAUAAUUUACCAUUAGUUUAAAGACUCACUUAACUAUACACCCCUCUUAUUUAGUGUUUCCCCUCUAGCUUCCUCCUUCUCCAGAGAAAUUGAUUCAAUCCUCAAUCAUUGUUCUGAGACCUUCUUAUCAUAAAGUCUGCUGAGCCCAGGCAGCCAUGUAGUGUGAUGGAAUGAGGAUGAGAAACCUCGUGUUUGACUUCCCUCUGAGUGGCUUUGUGAACUUGAACGAGGCCCCCUCCUCUAUCUCUCAUAUUCUCAUCUGUGAAAUGGGCUCUUCUCUGCCCCACCUCACUGGCCACCAUGAGGAGCUGAGGGAGUUUAUGUGAAAAGGCGGGGAGCCCCAGGCAGCACUGUGUGGGUGACUGGCCCGACUGGGAAUUGAUGCCCCCGUGGAUUCACCACGAACUGCAGAAAAAAGGACUUCUCCCGUUCCACUUUAGUCAUUUGCUUAUCGGGAUCCGCUAUUCUCCAGGAUGCUGAGCUCUUUCAUUCAGAAAGCUUGCCAUUUCUCUUUGGGCUUCCUUUUUUGUUUUGUUUCAUAUGCUUCCCAAUGUCUACCACAUCUUCCUUUUCUCCAGCGUUUUUCUCAAACCUUCACUCCCCACAAUAGCCGGCCUCAUCAUCAUGGUGAUAAAUUCUGCUCCUAACCCAUUUUACGUAUCAAGCUCCUCAAUCAAAAUAUGGAACUAGAAAAAGAAUCAAUUGCCUUUGUUCUUUCCACUAUAAUUCUAGAGGAUUUAGCACCUCUGGUUUGCAGUUGGAGGACCCUCUUAGGGCUUCUAAUCUCCCUCAACCUGGUCCUAUAUCAGUUAAGGGGGAAUAAUAACUACAACUGUAAAAAAUUCCUAAGCAGGAGCCAGAGUAGAAUCUAAUUCCUUUUCCUCUUCACAAUCAUCUAUAUGAUCAACAUCAGUCAUUUUCUGAAGUGCUGUGGUAUCAAUAGGAAUAAGCAAGGAUUUCCCUCAUUUUGUCUUAUGGAAUACUCUCAGGUAGAUCCUCAAUCCUUUCACAUGCUUGCUUUCUUUUUUUCAUAAAUUUAUUUAUUUAUUUAUUUUUGGCUGUGUGUGUCUUCGUUGCUGCACGUGGGCUUUCUCUAGCUGCUGCGAGCGGGGGCUACUCUUCGUUGCAGUGUGUGGGCUUCUCACUGCGGUUGCUUCUCUUGUUGUGGAGCACAGGCUCUAGGCGCCCGGGCUUCAGUAGUUGUGGCACGCGGGCUCAGUAGUUGUGGCUUGUGGGCUCAGUAGUUGUGGCUCACAGGCUCUAGAGCACAGGCUCGGUAGUUGUGGUGCACGGGCUUAGUUGCUC
Physeter macrocephalus (sperm whale) is the source of this 6900-nucleotide messenger RNA. RefSeq names its product bestrophin 3 (gene BEST3). The record is from RefSeq and is a predicted model, not a curated record. NCBI's taxonomy places the organism in Eukaryota, Metazoa, Chordata, Mammalia, Artiodactyla, Physeteridae. Gene Ontology annotation, molecular function: chloride channel activity. The coding region runs from base 105 to 2135 and encodes 676 amino acids. The transcript has 10 exons.